UCCAUUAACCACGACUAUGACCUUUGGAGAGAGACAGGGCUGUUUGGAAAUAACGGACAUGGUCAGAUAGAGAGCUGUCUAGCUUUUUCACGUUCUCUCAGAGCACUUUCGAGAGCACCCACUAGAGUCAGUAUGAGUUGAAUCCCUGACUAAUGGAGUGAUAAGUCCAGGUAUACUGACCUCCAUGCUGACCAGUCAGUUUUGUGAGAGGAGGAUAGGACCGGUCAAGCUUCAAGGUUGAUCAGAGUCACCAGGAAAGCGUAGCCAAGCCAGGACAAAGGGACAGCGGGAACCAGCACCAAGCGACUGACGACAUGAGUGAAGCAUGCUCUGAGGAGGAACGGUCCGAAGAGCAAUCUGAGGAGCAGCUGGUCAGCAGGCUUCCGGUCAUCCAACUCAAGCCCAGGUCGCCAGGCAUAUCCCCUAAAAUCUCCCCACGUGACUCCCCCCGUGGGUCACCCCGAAACUCCCCGAUGCUCUUCAGGAAGCUGCUGAUGAACCGGAGCAUCAGUCUACAGAGGCGCUACACUUUGGCCUACACUCCCAGUUUUGAUGCUGAGAAUGGCUUGUCGGUGGGGCGCAGCCCCCUGGAUCCGCCGGCCAGUCCCGGCUCCGGCCUGGUGCUCCAGGCCAACUACCACAGCCAGCGUCGUGAGUCCUUCCUCUACCGCUCCGACUCAGACUUUGACCUCUCACCCAAGGCCCCCUCGAGGAACUCGUCCACUGCCAGUGAUCUACAUGGAGAAGACAUGAUUGUGACACCAUUUGCACAGGUACUUGCCAGUUUGAGGACGGUAAGAAGCAACUUCGCCGUUUUGACCCAUCAGCAAGAUCGUCAACCCAGCAAGAGGAUAGAGUUAUGUAAUCCACCGUCCAUGUUAAAUACAAGCUUAGCAGAGGAGCCGUUUCAGCAGCUGGCCGUGGAGACUCUGGACGAGCUGGACUGGUGUCUGGAGCAGCUGGAUACUCUGAAGACACGCCACUCCGUCAGCGAGAUGGCCUCCAAUAAGUUCAAGAGGAUGCUGAACAGAGAGCUCACUCAGCUAUCAGAGACCAGCAGAUCAGGGAACCAGGUGUCAGAGUUCAUCUCCAGCACCUUCCUAGAAAAGCAACAUGACAUGGAGAUCAUGUCUCCACACAUCAAGGAGAAGAAGGAGAAAACGGACAAGAAGAAGCGUCCCAUGUCCCAGAUCGUGGGGGUGAAGAAGCCCAGAAUCAUCCCUAGUGUGGCCCCCUCCAGCAUCCCCCGCUUCGGGGUCGCUUCCACUCAGGAGGGCUUUCUCGCCAAGCAGUUGGAAGAUAUAAACCGAUGGGGUGUGGAUAUUUUCAAAAUAUCUGAAUAUUCUGGGAAUCGUCCGCUGACGGUGGCGAUUUAUUCAAUUUUCCAGGAGCGAGAGCUGCUGAAGUCAUUCAAGAUCCCUGCAGACACCUUCAUCACCUUCAUGAUGACCCUGGAGGACCACUACCACCACGAUGUGGCCUACCACAACAACAUCCACGCUGCAGACGUGGUCCAGUCCACCCACGUUCUCCUCUCUACCCCUGCCCUGGAGGCGGUGUUCACUGACUUGGAGAUCCUAGCUGCUCUGUUUGCCAGUGCUAUACAUGAUGUGGACCACCCGGGGGUGUCUAACCAAUUCCUCAUCAACACCAACUCCGAGCUGGCCCUGAUGUACAACGACGUGUCGGUCCUGGAAAACCACCACCUGGCCGUGGGCUUUAAGCUGCUGCAGGAGGACAACUGUGACAUCUUCCAGAACCUCAGCAAGAAACAGAGGCAGUCCCUACGCAAGAUGGUCAUAGACAUGGUGUUAGCCACAGACAUGUCCAAACACAUGAACCUGCUGGCGGACCUGAAGACCAUGGUGGAGACCAAGAAGGUGACCAGUCUAGGAGUACUUCUACUAGACAACUAUGGAGAUCGUAUCCAGGUCCUCCAGAAUAUGGUUCACUGUGCUGACCUCAGUAACCCCACCAAGCCCCUGGAGGUCUACCGCCAGUGGACUGACCGCAUCAUGGUGGAGUUCUUCACCCAGGGGGACAGGGAGAGGGACAAGGGCAUGGAGAUCAGCCCCAUGUGUGACAAACACAACGCCUCCAUCGAGAAGAACCAGGUGGGCUUCAUAGACUACAUCGUCCACCCUCUGUGGGAGACGUGGGCAGACCUGGUCCACCCUGAUGCCCAGGACAUCCUAGACACGCUGGAGGACAAUCGCGAGUGGUACCAGAGUAUGAUCCCCCACAGCCCCUCGCCCACACCCGAGGCCCAGGACAAGAUGGGCCUGCCUGGGGGAGCCAUGGGAGCCGGAGGGGGUGGAGGUGGAUCCUCCACAGGAGAUAAGUUCCAGUUUGAGCUGACCCUAGAGGAGGAGGAGGGCGAGUCCGACUCAGAGAGCCCUCCGGCAGAGGAGGGGGGGUACAGUAGCACUGGGAUGGAGCCUUCUAGGACUGACCCGGACAGCAGACUCCAUUCCGUGUCUGCCACUGCUCACCCACACACGCAAGUACUCUCCAAAAUGGCUACCUCUGUCCUCAAUCUUGGUGGCAGGACUUUGUCCACAGACUCUGACCCAGAAAGGGAGGCCACCGAAGACAGAGAACAUGACCAAGAAGGUAACGCCGGUGUGAGGCGCUUCAGGCUAGGUACAUAACAUCAGUGCAAUUUUCUUUUUUUCUUCUUUUUWWAAAAWUUUAAUUUCUGCGCCUCCCCCCUGACCCCUUCAACCCCCAUCUCUGGCUUCCUUGGAUUGAAUGGCAGGACAAAGCUGGGGUAAAGAACGUAGAGGGGGUGCGUUCAGGAAGUCUGCACUUACACAGCAGUCACCUCGUACUGGAGAAAGGAGAGCCCCACUGUUCCUUCUUUGGUUGCAGAGAACAGGAAACUGUGUUUUUGAGCUGGUCUUUUGUGUUUUACCGAUACGUCUCUAAGUUGGACCUGUCGCCGUAUUCAGUAUAUGUUUCUCAGAAACACUGAGAAAACCAACCUUCCUGUUUUGCCAGUCAAGCCAAGGUCUACGACAAAAGAGCAAGGAAUUUUGUGGAACACGUCUUCCUUUUGACUACUUAUGACCGCUAGAAACAAUUGACGAAGCGACGAACUUAGUAACAACAAACACCACAAAGGCUUUUGAGACAUUAUGCCAAACAGAUUAAUAAACAUGGACUUGGCCAAUGGCAACAUUUGCCUGCCUUUUCAACUGUUGGUCAUUUUGUCUUUAAUUUAAGUCCUUUUAAACUAGUGCAGAAAGUGGUUUAAACCGGUAAACUGCAGACUUACCAAAUAUGUACUACAAAGGACAAGGUACGGAGCAGAACGUCAGAWUUGAGGAAGAGAUUGUUCCAAUGUAGCACAAUACUUUUUGGGUACCUUGUUGUAACAGCUAGGGGUCUCUCAUCAGCCACACUCUUAACAACUGGUUUAGGGUCAGUUCUUCCUCCCACAGUCCUAACCUGAACUGUUAUGUGUAAACCAACAAAACCAACCUUGAGCCAGUCGUUAUAGGGGCAUAUAAGUAACCCAAAGCUAUGCGGUGUGCACCUGGCACCUCCCAGUGUUGAAUAUCGGAAUUAAAGUCUGAACGUGUACUGCAAUUCAAGGCAUUCAAAAUGCCCAUACCUACAGCAAAUUGACUAUAGGUAUGUUAAGUGGAUUGGUUUUAGCUGUGUUGCUGUUAUAAGCAGGGGUAUCCAAAACAAGCACUUCAGUUAAGAUUCACCACUUGUCUGUAUGAUUUUAUUUUAUUUCGUUUUUUUUCUAUUUGAAGUCCCUCAAAGUGUAUACAUACUGCUUUAUACUGUAAUUGUGUGUAUCCUUAACCUUUUUAUGGCAUCAGUUUGCCUCCACUUUUAGCACUUUACAAUUUUACUCACAGCCAAUCCCCAUCCUGCUUGGAAGGGCUUGAGCCAAUCCAUAAACACAUUGGAGGCAGGUGACUGAGAAUUUUUGUUUGCCACUGGCAACAUGGUAGCCAGCACUUACAUACCCUAGCACAUUAGGAUAACUAGUUGCUUUGAGGGAACCUGGACAAAGGUAAGUUAACUGUUUGACAGUACAGUAGGGCUGUGGGACAUUUUUUACAUUUACAUUUUAGUCAUUUAACAGAUGCUCUUAUCCAGUGCAUACAUUUUMAUACUGGUCCCCGUGGGAAUCGAACCCACAACCCUGGYGUUGCAAGUGCCAUGCUCUACCAAAUGAGUCAAACUGUACAAUGUCCUUUCAAGUCUAUUAUUGUUGUUACAGUAAAGGUCUCAAGUUUCCUACUUACUUCAGGUACCAUCAUCUGGUCACACUGUCAACCAGUUGAACUAGUAAAAAAAAGAUACAUUGGUAGCGUUUACAUAUGUUAUCACAGUUUGUGAAGCGCAUGGUGUAAUAUUUGCCAAACUAUUUCAGAAAUGUAUGAAAGAUGUGAAAAAUUGUAACUGUAAAAAAAAAGAAAAGAAAAAAGACCGUUGGCCAUAGGCCAGUUUUCUGUGCUGAAAUUUUCACACCCUUUUCCUUUUGUCAUUGGUCAAUAUUCUGCUCUUCACAGGGACAUGACCAAUGACAGUACAAGUGCCAAGCAAGCAUGACACAACUCGUACUGUAAUUUCCAUUUUGCCCCUGGCUAAUUUCCAUCAAUGACUAAUGUUGAUCAUGUCGCCCUCCCUGUGUACCCUUUCUGCCCCAUAGGUUUUCUGUUUUAGAACAAUAAUCCACUGAUAACUGCACCUUUCUUAAUGUUYGAAUGGUUGAACAUUUAGAUUCACUGAAUUUGUAAAGAAACCAAAGCACUUUGUAUAGUAAUUUUUACAGGACUGUGCUUAAAGUACAGUCGAGUGUGAUGUAACUCUGUUGACUAAUCCACAUUAGUAUUCCGUAUUCUGGUAUUAUGUGGCUUGAUUAUUACAAUUGAUGCAUAGCACAGGCUGGACCACUGAAGCUAAAUUGGGGGACUUGUGCUAUGGAAUUAAAACUUUUUUGUAUCUAUAAUAGGUUUUGAUAAAGAUGCAUGACAUUGGCUGCAAGAUUCAUGAGGAAAGUAUUCAAGUAUCUAAAAUAAGCUCAUCUGUGAACGAAACAGAAACUUUUGAACCUACACCGUGGAGUAAAUUGAUGUUGUGUUUUUAUGAAAGAUCCAGAAAUGUGACUUUCUGGAGCCUUAUAUUUGCGUAAAUUUUCUUUCCUCAUAGAUUGUAUACUCGAUAUGGUGGGGAGACACCAGUGCUAUGCACACAGUAGUUAAGGAGCACAAACAGUUCAGAACUCAAGCAAGCCUUUCUGUCUUUCUCAGCUGUCAUGAAAAAUGUCUUCACCAGCCAUUGUUAUGACAGUAUUUUCACGAGGAUUCAGUUAUGCUCUCUGUCUACCAUUGAUUGUUUUGUAUAUUUUCCUCACAAUGCUUUGUGUACAGUUUAUUUAUUAUUUCUAUAUCUGUCCGAAAAUGAAGAACUAUAGACUUUGUUGGAGGCUAAGUAUUUAUUUGUAGCUACCUUCCGAGCUUUGGGAGAAAGAAAUGGGACAGAUUUCAACUACAGUGCUCAACCAUGGAGGCCGUUGGGAGGAGCUAUAGAAGGACGGGCUCAUUGUAAUGGCUGGAAUGGAACGGAGUAA
Molecule: messenger RNA, 5593 nt
Organism: Salvelinus sp. IW2-2015
Lineage: Eukaryota; Metazoa; Chordata; Actinopteri; Salmoniformes; Salmonidae
Source: RefSeq, a predicted model, not a curated record